Leptonychotes weddellii (Weddell seal) is the source of this 2773-nucleotide messenger RNA. RefSeq names its product ribosomal modification protein rimK like family member A (gene RIMKLA). Gene Ontology annotation, biological process: protein modification process. Gene Ontology annotation, molecular function: ATP binding; metal ion binding; N-acetyl-L-aspartate-L-glutamate ligase activity. NCBI's taxonomy places the organism in Eukaryota, Metazoa, Chordata, Mammalia, Carnivora, Phocidae. The record is from RefSeq and is a predicted model, not a curated record. Gene Ontology annotation, cellular component: cytoplasm.
GCCCGGGGCGUCGAGGGGGCCCGCGCCGCGCCGGGCGCCGCCGCCCUGACAGCCAUGUGCUCCCAGCUCUGGUUCCUGACGGACCGGCGCAUCCGCGAGGACUACCCGCAGGUGCAGAUCCUGCGCGCCCUCCGGCAGCGCUGCUCCGAGCAGGACGUGCGCUUCCGGGCGGUGCUCAUGGACCAGAUCGCCGUCACCGUCGUCGGCGGCCACCUCGGCCUGCAGCUGAACCAGAAGGCGCUCACCACUUUCCCAGAUGUGGUGCUCGUGCGCGUGCCCACCCCCUCGGUGCAGUCGGACAGCGACAUCACGGUCCUGCGCCACCUGGAGAAGCUGGGCUGCCGCCUCGUCAACCGCCCACAGAGCAUUUUAAACUGCGUCAACAAGUUCUGGACUUUCCAAGAGCUGGCUGGGCAUGGGGUUCCCAUGCCAGACACCUUCUCCUAUGGUGGGCACGAAGACUUUUCCAAGAUGAUCGAUGAAGCUGAGCCCCUCGGCUACCCGGUCGUGGUGAAGAGCACGCGAGGACAUCGGGGAAAAGCUGUUUUUCUUGCAAGAGAUAAACAUCACCUCUCAGACAUCUGCCAUCUGAUCCGCCAUGAUGUGCCCUACCUGUUCCAGAAGUAUGUGAAGGAGUCACACGGCAAAGAUAUCCGGGUGGUGGUGGUAGGGGGCCGGGUGAUAGGCUCUAUGCUUCGCUGCUCCACAGAUGGACGGAUGCAAAGCAACUGCUCUCUCGGCGGUGUGGGCGUCAUGUGCCCGCUGACAGAGCAAGGCAAGCAGCUGGCCAUUCAGGUGUCCAACAUCCUGGGCAUGGACUUCUGUGGCAUCGAUCUCCUCAUCAUGGACGAUGGCUCCUUUGUGGUGUGUGAGGCAAAUGCCAACGUCGGCUUCCUAGCCUUCGACCAGGCGUGCAAUUUAGAUGUGGGUGGCAUCAUCGCGGACUACACCAUGUCCUUGCUGCCCAAUAGGCAGACUGGCAAGAUGGCUGUCCUCCCAGGACUGUCCAGUCCCAGGGAGAAGAAAGAGCCAGAUGGCUGCGCUUCAGCUCAGGGAGUUGCGGAGAGCGUCUACGCCAUCAACAAUGGGUCUACCUCUAGCGAGAGUGAGCCUGAACUGGGAGAGAUCCGGGAUUCCUCAGUGAGCACAACGGGGGCCCCGCCCCCCAUGCUGCCCGAACCCGGCUACAACAUUAACAACCGGAUUGCUUCAGAAUUAAAACUUAAGUGAAUUCCUGCUUUUUGGCAGCAUUGAAACCAAAUCCUACUGCUUCCCUAUAGUUUUGAGUGAAUAAAAUCCGGACUAAUGUGAUUUCAUUUGCACAGAAACUAGAAAAUCCCAUCUGGGCACUCAGCAUUCUUUCUAACGAUGAUUUAAGCAAAACGGCUUAGCUUUGUGGUUUUUACAGAGACUAAUAUAAAAACACUCACCAAGAGCAACAUCCCGAGCAAUCGACUUGAGACCGACGUCUGCCGCAAGCACUUGGAUGCUACGGCUGACUUUUAAGGCGCUGCCGGGGGGGCUGCUGCUUCUGGCUGUUUCCAGCAGAGCCCAUGAACUCAGACCGCCUCCCGGAAGUGCUGCACUCGGGAGCCAGCCCCGGAGGCAGGCGGGGGCGGAAGACAAGGAAUGUGACUGCAGUUACACGGCUCUUCGCUAAGUGUGUGUGUGGGAUGCUUGAAAAAUACGCGGUUCAGUCUCUGCUCCCCGUCAGUCACCAUCCUGGCCAUAUUCCUCUGACACUCAGGAUAUGGUGUUUUAGGGAGCUUCCUCAUUAGCAUUUUCGAUGAAGCACUUUGUAGAAAGUUUGAGACCGAUCGUUAUUUGACUUCACCGGUUGGCAGAUACCCUGCUGUGUAGCUGGGGCUUUCUACAAAUUGCUUUGCCACUCCGAACUUACAGACCCUGCUUCAACUAACGCCAGCCCCAGCAGCCUCUUGCACCUUUGCUGCCUUUGGCCUCAGCUGGAAAUGCACUUCAAUGAGCUAGGGGCCACACACUUUAUUUCUUAUGUGUGCACUAGAAUUGAACGCCAUGGACUUUCUUGUCAGUGGACUCUGUUCAUUUGUCAUCCAGAAGCCGGUUACGCUGUCGGAAACGCCCUGCGAUGAAGAGAUGAAGGGCGUGUUGCUGCGAGUCUCUGCAAACGCCACCGUUCGGUGACAUCACGUUGGCGACUUGACAUCAGCCCUGGUAGGAUAUCUUACCCCCCCAGCCCCCGAGAUGGGCAGAUGCCACAUAUCAAGUUUCUACCCCUGGAGGGCUGGUUGCAAAACAUUUAGCAGCACCCCACUGCUACUUGGGGACCGAGAAAGACAUGGAGCCACAUGAGCAUUGAAACACCUCGUUCCGGGGAGGUUGGCCUGGGUGAUGGAUUUCUUGCAGCAGGUGUCCUGGUAGAAUGUGCAGAAGUGGCCAAGAAAAACGCCUGAAAACGCUGCUUCUCCGCUCGUUUUGUCUUGCCUCUGUUUUCCACGCGUGAGAAAUGUGUUUCGUUUGCUCCUAAACUUCUGGAGUGAUUUGUGAGUUCUGUCUCACCGCGGGCGGGUACUUCGGCUCAGUUCCCCUCCAGGAAAGGGAAUUGUCGUUUCCCCUGCCUAACCGGCAAGCUGAAAAUGUGCUACAAGGAAUAUAUCUUAACUAGGCGCUGAGAGAGCUCAUUUCCAAGUGGUUUCUACAGCAAUAACAGUGUUAACUUCUCCAACAGGGAAGAAAUCAUUUAUAAAUGAUUGUUUUGCUGUCUUUGCUUUUUAUUAAAAUUAUUACUGUGGGA